Lathyrus sativus (Indian pea) is the source of this 642-nucleotide messenger RNA. The record is from the annotation of a GenBank genome assembly. Lineage: Eukaryota; Viridiplantae; Streptophyta; Magnoliopsida; Fabales; Fabaceae.
AUGAAGUCUAAAAGCAAAAAGAAGAAUCAAAAGAAGGAAAGAGAACCCAGAUUUGCUUUCAUGACAAAGAGUGAAGUUGAUAACCUAGACGAUGGCUAUAGGUGGCGUAAAUACGGUCAAAAAGCUGUUAAAAACAGUCCUUAUCCUAGGAGCUACUAUCGUUGUACCACGGCAGCCUGCGGCGUGAAAAAGCGCGUGGAGCGUUCAUCCGAUGAUUCUUCCAUUGUCGUCACUACAUACGAGGGUCAACACACACAUCCUUCACCAGCCACGUCACGUCCUAGCCUCAGCUUCGUUAACGAACCUACUAGCUUCGGUGCCGGUGCAUUUGGUGGUUGUAGUUCAGGUUCACACUCACACUCACACUUUGUUCUACCACACGCUUCAUCAUUGUUGUACGAUAAUACUAAUCCCACUAUCAAUUCUACUACUACACCCCCAUCACUUGGUUCUAGUGGUGGCUAUGUUAACACGUCGUCGUUUGGUGGUUUUGUUCACGACCAAGCGAUUAUUCAAAGAGGUUUUGGAACUUCCCACGAAGCUUUGUUAAGAGACAAUGGGUUGCUUCAGGAUAUUAUUCAGAUGAAAAAUGAGGAGAAAGAUUUAAUCAAAGAACAACUCGGUAAUAAUAAUAUACUAUAG